This is a messenger RNA of Exophiala oligosperma, 570 nucleotides long. RefSeq lists its product as uncharacterized. The transcript has a single exon. The coding region runs from base 1 to 570 and encodes 189 amino acids. Lineage: Eukaryota; Fungi; Ascomycota; Eurotiomycetes; Chaetothyriales; Herpotrichiellaceae. The record is from RefSeq and is a predicted model, not a curated record.
AUGGCCCUAGACUUGACCGAAGGCCUCGUCAUCAACAAAACCCAUCAGGGACAGUUCCCACAUCUGUACAUCACAGACAGAGAUACGGGGCAGUUGGUUUUGGAGAGCGUGGUUGACAAUAUAUGUUCCAACGGAUUGCCGAGUCUCCGCCUGGACCUGGUGACGGAGGGAAAGCGGCAAAAGAUUCGACGUUAUAUCACGGAUCUCCGCCCUGGAAGGACAAUCGUUGCCGCUGUCAACAGAAUUACUGCUCAUGAUGAGACAUUAAAGAAGAAGCUCCUUGUUCUUCGAGGUCUGUUUGCCCAUAAAGUUCUCCUCUUCGCUCUCCAUCAACACCGAUGGCGCGUGACAUAUGGACUGUCCCUGGACCGAAGCGUGCUGGCUGUCCCGUUCCGAGCGAAAGAUCAGCCAACUCCUCGGUCUGAAUUCAGUCACCCGGAUUUUACAAUUAUCCCAGUGCUCUUCAGUUUCGAGACGCUAGUCUCGAUACGAAUCGAGACUCAAGUUUCGAAACUUGAAUUUUGGCAGGUCUCGAGACAGUGGGGCUUCCGGAUGAGGGCUAGUCUGUGA